Messenger RNA from Adineta steineri, 1206 nucleotides. Lineage: Eukaryota; Metazoa; Rotifera; Eurotatoria; Adinetida; Adinetidae. The record is from the annotation of a GenBank genome assembly.
AUGUAUAUUGUUUUGGCUUUUGUUUGUCUAAUUGGUGUCACUGAUCAACGAAUACUUCAUCGUCAUGACUUUUCUUCGUUAAAUGAUGAUGAUAAUACUUAUUUCCGUGGUUCAAAUUACAUUCGUUUAAUUAACACAUCUAUGCAUGCAACAUUUGAGCCUAGUCUAUACUCUACUUGGAUGAUUGAAACUGCACUAGGACAAAUGCAAAGUUAUGGUUAUAAUUAUGUUCGAGUAUUUCUUGCUUGCCCUACUUACUAUGCUGGAUUUGGACUUUCAUCUCCUGGUGUACCUCUUAACUAUACAAAGAAUGUUAUUGAUUUUCUUGUUCGUGCAGCAAAUCAUAAAAUAUUAGUGAUGUUAACAGCUGAUUUUAAUCCUCUAAAUUAUCAAUCAAUUAUCAAUUCAUAUCCAAUACCACCAAAUGUUACAGGAGGUAAUGUUAUAAUCUUUCAUCGUGGUCAAGUCGAAGCAAAAGCACAAUUCUUUCGAGAUCUUUUAUCUCAAAUCAAAGCAGUGAAUAUGAGUGCUUUCCAAAAUAUAUUUGCAAUAGAUAUUUUCAAUGAAAUUGCAGUUUCUGUUCGUGAACAACCCUUUUCUUUGACUAGUGGAUUAGUACCGUUUGAAGAUAUUCUUUAUGAUAUGGCUAACGGAAAUGAUCGUCAACGAAUGCUCGACAUUGCUGGUAAUAUUUGGAUGGAUACAGUCGUGGCGGCUAUAAAAUUAGUUUCACCAAGAAUUCUAGUUACAGCUAGUCUCUUCUCUCCUAAUGCUGUCGGUCAUGAUGGUUUCGAUGGCGUACAAGUUCGACCACCAGAUGCUGAUGAUCGAUAUCCUUUACGACCGGCAAGUCUAGUACAAAGUCUGGCUGAUUAUAUUGAUUUACAUGUUUAUGCUAGUGAAAAUGCACAAAAGGAACUAGCAGGAGCAGCUCUCAGUUCAGAAAAACCGAUUUUAAUGGGUGAAACAGGUGCAUAUACAGGAUUUUUUUCAAAUGCAUCCAUCGCUGCCCUGGCUAUUAAAAAAGUAAUCAUUGAUAGUUUUGAUUAUGGAUUUAUCGGAUGGAGUAUUUGGACAUGGGACAGUACUGAUCAACAACCACGUUUUUGGACAUUGACCGAACAAAAUAACACUAUCAAUAAUGUUUUAGCACCCAGUGUUUGGCCUAUUGGGAAACUCGCGAAGAAAUUGCCGAUAAAAUUCUAA